This is a messenger RNA of Lathyrus oleraceus (garden pea), 885 nucleotides long. RefSeq lists its product as uncharacterized. NCBI's taxonomy places the organism in Eukaryota, Viridiplantae, Streptophyta, Magnoliopsida, Fabales, Fabaceae. The record is from RefSeq and is a predicted model, not a curated record. The transcript is spliced from 2 exons. The coding region runs from base 1 to 885 and encodes 294 amino acids.
AUGGGGCAUCCCAAUGCAAGGGGGAACCCUCAGGUGCAAGAGUUGAAAGUAUAUCGUAACGAAGGUAUGUAUUCAAUGCAUAACAGUGACUUAAGUGCUCAUGCUGAUGAUAGAAAGCAUCGUCUGUUGGAGGAAAGAUUGAAAGCUGUAGAGGGACAAAGUGUUUUAGGGAUGGACAUUACUGACCUGGGACGGGUGCCAGGGGUAAAGGUUCCACCUAAAUUCAAGGUUUCUAUAUUCGACAAGUAUACUGGUACAACUUGUCCCAAGACGCAUGUUAAAGCUUAUUACCGUAAGAUGUAUGCUUAUUCUAAAGACGAGAGGCUGGUAAUGCACUUUUUCCAAGAUAGCCUAGUUAGGGCAUCUUUGGAAUGGUAUAUGCAUUUCGAAAGAACAUACGUCAGAAACUGGAGAGAUUUAGUGGAAGCAUUUGUGAAGCAUUACAAAUGCAAUAUUGACAUGGCCCCGAAUAGGACCCAAUUGCAAAGUCUGACUCAGGGUCCGAAUGAAUCAUUCAAGGAAUAUGCUCAGAAAUGGCAUGAGCUAGCUACUAGAGUUCAACCUCCAUUGAUGGAGAGAGAACUGGUUGACAUGUUCAUGGGUACCUUACAAGGUUCUUACUAUGACCGAAUGGUGGGUAGCACUUCUACUAAUUUUUCUGAGUUGGUAAUGGCUGGAGAGAGGAUUGAAGUUGGUCUCAAAAUGGGUAAAAUUCAGUUGGCCAAUGCUGGUAAUUCUACAAGUGGGACUGUUAAGAAGCCGUUUAGUGGUCACCCCAAGAAGAAGGAGGUACUUCAAAAUUUAUUACAACUCAAAUUGGUUAAUUUGAGGGGCAUGCCACCUCCUCCUGAAAGGCUCCCUACAGAUUAUAAUCCUAAUGCCUGA